AUGGAUGUGGUUGCCCUAGAUGACGGAGGCAUUUUUUUCCUAUAUGGAUACGGCGGCACGGGGAAAUCAUUCGUAUGGAAGACAUUAUCAUCGGCAAUCAGAUGCAAAGGAAACAUAGUCUUAAAUGUCGCGUCAAGUGGGAUAGCGUCACUACUACUAACAGGAGGAAGAACAGCCCAUUCGAGAUUUGCAAUACCACUUACACCCAAUGAAGACUCAUUUUGUAACAUCAGUGCAGACAGUCCAUUGGCUGAUUUAAUACAAGAGGCUAAGCUGAUCAUUUGGGACGAGGCACCCAUGAUGCAUAAGCAUUGUUUCGAGGCUUUAGAACGAACAAUGAAAGACAUAAUCCAUGGACCAAACUCAGAAAAACCAUUCGGGGGAAAGGUCAUCGUUUUCGGAGGAGACUUUCGUCAAAGCCUACCGGUCAUUCCAGGAGGAAACAGAGAGGAAUUUGUCAAUGCUUCACUAAACCGUUCAUUUUUAUGGGAUCAUUGCAAGGUCCUCACAUUGACACACAAUAUGCGUUUGGAGACCGACACAAACAAUCAGGACAAAGAUGAUAUAAAAAAAUUUGCAGAUUGGAUAUUGACAUUUGGCGAAGGAACGGCAGGAGGCAACAACGACGGAGCUACAGAAAUUGAGAUACCCAAAGAGCUGCUGAUUAAAUCCAAACAAAAUCAUGUCGAGUCUAUUGUGUCAGCUUAUUUUCCUUCGAUUGCAGAACAUCUUAAUGACAAGGGAUACUUUGAAGACAAGGCAAUUCUGUCAAAGUUCAUUGACGAGUUUGAACAAGCUUUGUACGCGCCAGAAAUCCUAAAUAGGUUCAAAGUUUCAAGGAUACCCAAUCACAAAUUAGUACUAAAGGAAGGCGUGCCCGUGAUGUUACUUCGCAAUAUAGACCAAUCUAACGGGUUAUGCAAUGGGAUGAGAUUGAGGAUAACAAGAUUAGGAAAACAUGUGAUUGAAGCGGAACUAAUAUCUGGCAACAACCUUGGGUACAAAACUUACAUCCCUAGAAUGAAGCUAAUACCGUCAGAUAAAGGAAUACCGUUCAGGUUUCAUCAAAGACAGUUCCCGUUGGUCGUUUCUUUCGCAAUGACAAUCAACAAAAGUCAAGGCCAAUCUUUAUCGACCGUUGGUCUGUAUCUACAACGUCCAGUUAUCACGCACGGACAGUUGUAUGUUGCGAUCUCUCGGGUUAAGUCCGAAAGGGGACUCAAGGUGCUUAUUUGCAACGAAGAUGGGAAGACGAAAAAAACUACCACAAAUGUCGUCUACAAAGAAGUUUUGCAAAAGAUGAAGGCAGAUACAAACUUCUAA
Molecule: messenger RNA, 1323 nt
Organism: Erigeron canadensis
Lineage: Eukaryota; Viridiplantae; Streptophyta; Magnoliopsida; Asterales; Asteraceae
Product: ATP-dependent DNA helicase PIF1-like
Exons: 2
Coding region: 1-1323 (440 amino acids)
Biological process (GO): telomere maintenance; DNA repair
Molecular function (GO): DNA helicase activity
Source: RefSeq, a predicted model, not a curated record